Arachis duranensis is the source of this 604-nucleotide messenger RNA. RefSeq lists its product as uncharacterized. Gene Ontology annotation, cellular component: precatalytic spliceosome; U2 snRNP. The record is from RefSeq and is a predicted model, not a curated record. Bases 158 to 421 code for a protein of 87 amino acids. Gene Ontology annotation, biological process: mRNA splicing, via spliceosome. The transcript has 4 exons. Lineage: Eukaryota; Viridiplantae; Streptophyta; Magnoliopsida; Fabales; Fabaceae.
UCUGAAACAAUAAUAUAUAGAUAAAACACCGCGUUUUUUAAUUUUCCCAGAGCUUUCAAGUUUCAGGUUCAAAGCUCUGAGUGUAAGUGCAGCUCAACUUCUCUCUAUCUCUGUUCUCUCACACACACAGGUAGCUCCUAAUUUCUGAAGAAGGAAUAUGCAGGCAAGUGAUAGGUUUAACAUCAAUUCCCAACUUGAGCAUCUCCAAGCUAAAUAUGUUGGAACUGGGCAUGCCGAUUUGAACAGAUUUGAGUGGGCGGUGAAUAUUCAGCGUGAUAGCUAUGCUUCAUAUAUUGGGCACUACCCUUUGCUUGCAUACUUUGCUAUUGCUGAAAAUGAAUCCAUUGGAAGAGAACGCUACACCUUUAUGCAGAAAAUGCUUCUACCCUGCGGUCUCCCUCCUGAAAGAGAAGAAGAUUGAGAAUUUCCGUCUGGGGUACAAAGGGGAAAGGGCUAAUCACAAAGUUUGUAGCCUUUGAUAAUUUAUUGUACUGUUAUUCUGAUUGAAAACAUAUGGUUGUUGUUAGAGGUUACUGAAUCAUCUUCCUCUUUCUUGUAGAUCCUUAAGAUUUAGUUAAAUGCAUCUUGGAAUAUUGGCUCUUGA